AUGUGAUAUGCAGUAAGACACUGACGUUGAAAACUUGACUUAUUUGGAGAUAUUUGCACUUCUUAGGUUAGGUAUUUCUCACCCGUUGAGAUGUUGCUUCUGAAGCUCUGAGACGAUCAGACCAAGUUCUGAGGGUGCUUAAAAUGCUGCUGUAAAGACGUCUCUCCCUGAGCUUGGGUAAUUCAUAACGCAACAAUAGCACAAUAAUGGUGAAGCUGCUAGAAGGCUUGUAAUAAUACAAAAAAAACCUAAUUUUAAGAAAAUAAAAUCAGAAAUAGCUAUCUUCAUUUGAAGAUGAUGAUGAUUCCAUCACAUGCAAAGGGAUCUCACGGGCAGAGAAAGUCCGUAAUAACAUGGCUGUCUGUUUGUUUACUGCUUGCUGUGCAGACGGAUCAUAUCUCUGGACAGGAGAAUUCUGGAGAACAUUCAGGUUAUAAUGAAUACGAAGAAGAGAUAUAUUCAGACCUACAUGAAUAUGGAAGCUCUCCGUACAAUAGCUAUGGGUCAGGAGAUGACUAUUUGGUUACAGCAACUGACAUACCUUCAAGCACAAAUGUUCCAGAUGGGAUAUAUACGGAGGAGGUUACAUUUUCUGGGUAUUCACCUGACACUCAGAUUGUAACAGAAGAAGGGGGGCCUUAUCAAUCUCCUACUGAACCAUUUUUUGCUGCACGAGAUGUGACCACAGUGACCACAACAUUUCCAUAUUAUCACCAAACUACUCCAAGAGAGAAUGAGGAUAUCCUACCGGCCCCGGAGCUUUCCCCAUAUCAUGAAGUAACAGAUCUGAUCGAAGAAUUUAGACUUGCAAGUACUUCUGGAGUAAAGAUCAUUACAGGAUCACAAGCAAGCUUGAAGGCAUAUGAACUCGGAGAAAGAGUGCAACUAAGAAAACAAUCAAGGUUGAUUUUCCCGAAUGGUUUCCCAAGGGAGUUCUCAAUAGUUUCCACAUUCCGUAUGAUGGACAAGACACCAGAAGAGGUUUGGAAUUUGUGGGAAAUGGAAGCUCAAAAUGGAGUGGAGCAAUUUAGGCUGCGUCUGUAUGGAGAAACCAAUGCAGUCGAUGUAUACAGUUCAGCCGCCAUAGGAAGGCAAAGUGUCAUAACUUUUGAGAAUGUGGGAAGGCUGUUUGAUAACAGGUGGCACAAGCUUUCACUGAGUGUCAGGAGAAAUCAGCUAACGCUCUAUGUGGACUGCCAGCAAGUUGGUUCCUCUCCUGUAAGUUUCUAUGGAACCAUCAAGUUAGAUGGCUUCAGUACUCUGGCUCGGAGAGUAAAGAACACAGCCACUGCAAAUGUUGAAAUUCAACACCUUGAGAUCUCAGCAGAUCCAGAAAGAGCACGUGAAGCAACCUGUUGUGAGCUGCCUGGAGCGUGUGCUGGUGAGUUAGUUACCUCAACUAGUUGCAACUGUAUGCCAGGAGACCCUGGGUUUCAAGGAUUUCCUGGAUCCAAGGGUGAAAAGGGUAGCCAGGGAUUGCCAGGUCACACAGGAAUCCAGGGUAGACAGGGCUACAGAGGAGCAAAAGGAGCACAAGGUAGAAGAGGUGAUAUAGGUCCCAGGGGAGAUCCAGGUCUAGAUGGCGAUGAGGGCCCCUCUGGGUUCCCAGGAGAUAUUGGUUUGUUUGGACUACCUGGACAGAAGGGGGAACAAGGUAUUCCAGGAAGACAGGGAGAUCCUGGACUGACAGGGCCACAAGGAGAGCCAGGACCUAAAGGAGAUCCUGGUAAUGCUGGUAAAGUAGGCAUUGAUGGCAUUGAUGGCCAACCGGGUGAGAAGGGAUCCCGAGGGUCGCCAGGAACACAAGGACCAGAGGGACCUAAGGGACAUAAGGGUGAUGCUGGAACUCCAGGAUAUGUCGGCAGUCGAGGAGAGAUUGGAUACCCGGGUUACCCGGGUAUUACAGGGGAUCAAGGAGAAAAGGGAAUAAAGGGUAUACAAGGGAUUUCAGGAGUUCCUGGAGUAAGAGGUACCCCUGGAAAAGAUGGUCCUAUUGGUGUUCCUGGAAGAGGAGGAAAUGUUGGAAUAAUGGGACCGAAGGGAGACAAAGGAGACCCAGGCCCACAGGGUCCACCAGGGAUAGAAGGCAUGAUGGGGGCAAAGGGUGAAAGGGGUGAUUCUGGAAUACCAGGAGAAGCAGGACCUCAGGGAGUUAAAGGACCAAAGGGCUCACAAGGUGACACGGGAGACGACGGCUUAAAGGGAGACAAGGGAAGACAGGGAUUAAAAGGGGAAAAAGGAGCCAAGGGUGAUAUUGGUGAUACUGGAGACCAUGGAACACAAGGUAAGCGUGGACCUCCAGGUCUAUCUGGUCCACUAGGUAGAACAGGUGUCCCUGGAUUACCAGGUCCAAGGGGUUAUGCCGGUCUAAGCGGAGACAUCGGAGAAAGAGGUCCUCCCGGGCCACCUGGACUUCCCGGGCCUCUGGGCCCAGAUAUGCCUGAUAAUAUAGUGUACGAACUGUGCCGGAAAGUGGUGAUAGAGCAAAUGUCACGGUAUGCCGCCAGCAUUAGAGGGAAGUGUGCCAGUGCCUGCCCAACAGCCAACGUAUCAUUGAUAGGACCACCAGGACCACCUGGAGCACCAGGAAAAAAUGGAAAACAGGGAAAACCUGGUGCUGCUGGAUCUAAUGGAAGUCGUGGUCCUAGAGGACCAGUUGGGGUUCCUGGAGCCAAAGGAGCUGAUGGACAACAAGGUGAAAGAGGGAAGAAAGGAGACAGAGGUAACCCAGGUACUGGACUUCCAGGGCCAGAUGGUGUUCAGGGACCUACAGGAUAUCCAGGAUACCCAGGAGUUGCUAAAGACGGAGCUGUCGGACCACAGGGGCCUCCUGGUUACAGUGGUCCUACCGGUCAACAAGGGUUAACAGGACCGGCUGGUGUCCCAGGAUUCUGCGAAGCUAGGGACUGUGGCAUCAAUGCCCCAUCAAUGUUGAAUGAACAAGGUCUUUUAAUUAAGAAGUAGUUCUAAGCAACAUCAGGAUAAAACAUGGAACUGAAAAAGAUAAUGGACUAUAGAACACAGACAGUACUCGGAUGAAAUUUACACGAUAUUCAGGUGUGAUCAACACUUCUUCAUGGAGAGAAAUGAGUGGAUAAUUCACCAUAAAAAAAACACCAGGAAAACUCAUCAAGGACUGUUAUGGAUGGUAAAAACAUGUUAAAUACAUACUCAGAACAAGUCAACUACCUCCCACAUCUUCCCAUAGUGUAGUGCCGCUUCAUAUGUAUGCGCAUAAGUAAAAAUACCCUUCACCAGGAAAAUACCCUUCACACAGAAAUACCGUAAUAGCGUGGUAUUCCCCACCUAGUCUAAUGCAAUUGUAAGUCAUCGGUGUGUCUACAUAAGUUUCAUGUGACUGUAACUCUUAAUUCACAAGACAAGUUUGCAGCUUGUUACAUGCUGUCCCUAUAACUUUUAUCAACAUUAACAUAUGACAACAAUGAUCAAAAUGAAUGAGUAGACCCCUCAGUCUCUAAAAAAAACAUUGGACCAGAUCAAUGCAAUGUAAAACAAUCAUACGUAUGUAAUUUCAUAGUGAAUAAAAAUGCUUCAAUGCCCAAAAAAUUCUAUUUAAUUUUAAAAUAAAAAGAAUGACUUAAAG
Spea bombifrons (plains spadefoot toad) is the source of this 3604-nucleotide messenger RNA. Its product is annotated as collagen alpha-1(IX) chain-like. NCBI's taxonomy places the organism in Eukaryota, Metazoa, Chordata, Amphibia, Anura, Pelobatidae. The record is from RefSeq and is a predicted model, not a curated record. The transcript is spliced from 28 exons. Bases 295 to 2964 code for a protein of 889 amino acids.